Dimorphilus gyrociliatus is the source of this 1180-nucleotide messenger RNA. The record is from the annotation of a GenBank genome assembly. Lineage: Eukaryota; Metazoa; Annelida; Polychaeta; Dinophilidae.
GAUGGCUAACAAAGUAACUCUUGAGGAUAUCGUAGAAAAUUUUUGUUCAAAUUUCUCGGAAGGAUCUUGGCAGCAUUCCGGAGGAACAACACCAAGCAAUGUGACUUACGUGUAUUUACCCCUUUUGCAACUUUCAUUGGGGGUUCCCCUUAUUAUUAUAUGUUUAAUUGUUCUUAAAAGAUUCCACUCAGGUAGAACUAAAGCGUAUUUUUUGUUAAGAUUGUUAGCUUUAUCGGACUUAGCAGCAUUGAUCAUGUAUGUAGCGACGAUGCUCUAUCAUUGGGUAGUCGCAAAAAGCUUAAAAACUGAUAACACCUAUAAUAUACUUAAAGGUUUUUCACAUGCCGGGGUUCUCUGGACAACAUGGACAGCGGUAAUUGUCGGUUUGGAACGCUGCAUUGCUGUGUGCCGACCAAUUCAAUCUAGAAUCUUCAAGACAAGAUCAGUUGUAAUUAUUAUUGCUGCUAUACAUAUCUUUGCAACUACUUUGUACGGUUGUCAUGCGGCUAUCAAUUGGACAUUUCAAUCGAAAGCGAAUGACAUAGAUGUGUCUACAAAUCGUCCUGAAUUAACCGCGUUUUUAAUGAAUAGAUGCAGCAGUAACAACAAUGAAGUCAGAUAUUUAGUCAACUCCAGAGUAAGAAUAGUUUUGGUUCAAAUAUUUGAUAUAUUUAUUCUGGCCACCGGAUAUAUUAUACCUAUUUUCCUUUUGGCUGUUGUGGACGUUCAAAUCGUUAGAAAACUUCGACAACUCCAAAAAAACGGCCCGGAUAAAGCCAGGGGAGCUGUCAAUUCUAAGAGGGCGACGAAAGUUGUUGCCGCUUCAGUUUUUGUCCAUUGCACGUGCUUAAUACCUAUGGCAGCACUUCACGUGAUAACUAUUAUAAAUAGUGAGUUAAAAAAUGACGCUUUUAAACUAAUAGUUGACGCCUUACUUCAUUUGCAUACAAUAUUAACUUUACCUGCUUACUGUGCAGUGGGAAAGUCUUUUAGAGCAGCUUUAAAGACAUUUGCAUCUUGCGCUCCAUCUGCACACAACAGUCCAACUAACAUGGAAGGAUCAGUGACGAGGUCAAGUUUUGUUUCAAUGAGUACAAUGAGUAGUACCAGAGGAUCAUUGAAAUUCAAAUUGAUAAGAAGAGGAGAAAGUAAAAAUAAGGAAUGCUUAAUAAAGAGAUAA